AUGAAUUAAUUAAUCUAAAAUAUUUUUCUCUCCCUCCAAUCUGAACCCCCAUUUCUCUUUCCCCUUUCGUUUCUCAAAAGCCUUUAUCUCUCUUUGUCACCUUCGCCUCAGCCAUCUCUCUCUCUCUCUCUUCCCUUUCUCUCUCUAAAUUUCUCUGUCUUUCCUAUUAUUUCCUUUGUUCCGCUAUUUCGAGGAAGGAACAAAUAGCUGGAAUGGCAAAGGAGGAAGAGUCAGGUAGUCCUAGUUGGGGUGCUUCAUUUUUUAUGCAGACAACAGAGGAUGUGGCCAGAGCUGUCACUGCUGCCAUGAAUUCUCCGAGGCCAUCUGUGAUAUAUUCAUCAAAAGAUGAUCAUGUUGGUAGUCAACUUCAAAGGCUGCAGCUUCAAGUUACAAAAAUGAUAAAAGGCUUUUCUCGCCCUCCUGAUGUUAAGUAUGCAAAUUACAAUCCAGAAAUCCUGACAAGUCAGAAGCGUCAAUGGGCUGCAAACUUUCAGUUGCAGUACAUGGACCAUAGGUCUUGGAAGGAGCCAACAAGGCUGUUUGAAAGCAUGGUGGUUGUUGGACUUCAUCCUAAUUGUGACAUUCAGGCUCUGCAAAGGCAACAUCUUGAUAUGAAGUCUGAAGGCCCCAGUAAAUUGAGAAGUGCACUUGGUUAUCAGAACCAAUCCAAUGUAGAACUCAAUAUUGAACCUCAGGUCUUAUUUGUUUACCCUCCAGAAAAACAGCUGCCUCUUAAAGACAAGGAUCUUGUUUCUUUCUGCUUCCCCGGAGGCCUGGAGGUUCAUGCUGUUGAGAAAACUCCUUCCAUGAGUGAGUUGAAUGAAAUUCAUUUUGGGCAGGAACACCUUAAACAAAGGGAUCUGUCUUUUGUAUUCAGGUUACAGGGUGCUGAUAAUUCAACACUUUAUGGGUGCUGUGUCUUAGUUGAUGAAUUAGUGCAAAAGCCCUCUGGAUUCCUCUCCCUGAUUUCGGAUAAGCAGUCGUCUUACUCUUCUUUGAGACGCCAUAUACUAACCACACGGAGAUGUUACUGCAUUCUCUCAAGGCUCCCAUUUUUUGAACUGCACUUUGGUGUAUUGAAUAGCAUCUUCAUGCAAGAAAGGCUAGAGCGGUUGACAAAAGGUGUUGGAGAUUUGAAUUUAGAAUUUGUUGAAGGUAGUUAUGGGGAAGAAAAUUCAGGGGGAAUUUCAGAGUGUGUGUUGGUGAAUGAUACACUACUAGAAGACAGACUUGAUGAAAAUCCUAGAAUUUCUCAAUCAUGCUUAGGAAAUUCCUCACCUGAAAACAUUGAGGGUGAUAAUAAUCGUCCAGAGAAACAAAUGAUUAAUGGGGAGUUGCAUACAUUUAAGGAGGGAAUCAAUGAUGACAAUGUUGUGGCAAUUGAUCCUGAAAUUGAUAGAAAAACGGCCAAAGAGGAAUCUGGCCCUACAAAUUCUGAAGAUAAUGAUCUGUAUGGAGAUGCUUUUGUAACAAACAAGCCGUCAGAAGAUAGGCGUUUGCCAAAUGCUAUUCUGCCACUCCUGCGCCAUUGCCAGUAUGAAAGCUCUGAAUCUUCCUGCAGUUUUCAUGGUUCACCUUGUGAAGACAGAAAUUUUAGGAGUGAUGCUGAUGAUACGGAGACAGAAGAUGCUUCAUUCUCUGGCCAAGAGGAUUUAAGUGACCUACAUGAUAUCCUUGAAUGGGCUAAGGCAAAUAAUUGUGGGUCACUACAGAUUAUAAGUGAGUAUUACCACUUAAGUUGCCCUGCAAGGGGCUCAGCACUUAGGUUUCGUCCUUUGGAGCACCUGCAUCCCUUGGAAUAUCACAGACCAGAUGAGACAGUUCUACAUCUUGCUGGUUCAACUUUUGAUUUAAAAUCUUGCAGUACAGGUUUGAAAUUGGCUGAGGCACAUAACUCUCUUAUGGCUGAGGAGGAGGCAACUGCCUUAUCUAUAUGGGCUGUGGCAUGUGUGUGUGGUACCUUGAGACUUGAAAAUGUGUUAACAUUCUUUGCAGGAGCUCUCCUGGAGAAGCAGAUAGUUGUCGUCUGUUCUAAUUUGGGAAUCCUUUCUGCUUCAGUUCUAUCAGUUAUUCCGCUAAUUCGGCCCUACCAAUGGCAAAGCCUGCUAAUGCCGGUUUUACCAAAUGACAUGCUUGAGUUUCUGGAUGCACCUGUCCCUUACAUAGUUGGUAUCAGGAACAAGACCAACGAAGUUCAGUCAAAGUUAACGAAUGUUAUUCUGGUUGAUGUCAACAGAAACCAGGUGAAGUCACCAACAAUACCUCAAUUACCACGACAGAAAGAGUUAAUGUCUUCUUUACGUCCUUAUCAUGCAACUCUUGUGGGUGAAAGUUACUUGGGUAGGAGAAGGCCAGUGUAUGAAUGCACGGAAGUGCAGAUGGAAGCUGCCAAGGGGUUCUUAUCGGUGUUAAGGUCUUACUUGGAUUCCCUUUGCAAUAACAUCCGUUCUCAUACAAUAACCAAUGUACAAUCUAAUGACGAUAAGGUAUCCUUGCUUUUGAAGGAGAGUUUCAUUGACUCAUUCCCUUACCGUGAUCGGCCUUUCAUGAAGCUUUUCGUGGAUACACAGCUCUUCUCUGUGCAUACAGAUCUUGUUCUCUCUUUCUUCCAAAAUGAAUAGGCCUGAAAUGAAACACAUUUUGGGGAUAUUACUGCAUUGCACAGCUCGAACGCAAGUUCAGUGUUGUAUAAUUUAGCUACAUUAUGUAUGAGCUAAAAUUUUCUCCCCUUAUAUGUAACCCAAAAUUCCACCCUCUUUUCUCCUUUAGGCUUUCUGCAGAACCUGUACAUAAUUAGUUAAAUGAUAUAUUCGAUCUUAUUAAGUGUUACAAGGUUUCAUUCUAUGUAAAUGACAUUUUUUCAUACACAAAAAGUAAAAGAUUUGCUUUGAC
Messenger RNA from Gastrolobium bilobum, 2892 nucleotides. RefSeq lists its product as uncharacterized. The record is from RefSeq and is a predicted model, not a curated record. Bases 213 to 2621 code for a protein of 802 amino acids. Lineage: Eukaryota; Viridiplantae; Streptophyta; Magnoliopsida; Fabales; Fabaceae. The transcript has 19 exons.